Molecule: messenger RNA, 864 nt
Organism: Branchiostoma belcheri (Belcher's lancelet)
Lineage: Eukaryota; Metazoa; Chordata; Leptocardii; Amphioxiformes; Branchiostomatidae
Exons: 4
Coding region: 53-586 (177 amino acids)
Biological process (GO): receptor internalization; intracellular protein transport; G protein-coupled receptor signaling pathway
Cellular component (GO): membrane; signaling receptor complex; cell surface
Molecular function (GO): coreceptor activity
Source: RefSeq, a predicted model, not a curated record
GGUUUAACAACAACACUGACAGCCAGGGAAAAUAUCCAGUCAAAGUACAUCCAUGAGGCUAGCACUCUCCAAACGGACGGCCGUUCUCGGCUUGCUGUGGAUCACGAUGGUGGAGGCUAUAGGAGAUGUAACCGAAGAAGAAAGUAAGUUUGCUCCAAAACGUGUGUGGUCUGCAGUAGAGGCUGCAGAGGCGUGGAGAGAGUGCCCGGAUGUUGAAACCUACAACGCCUACAUGACGUCAUGUGUUCUCACCUUUGCUGAGGACGUCAGUCAGCUUGGGAACGAGACGAGAUGCGUUUGGCCCAAACCGUCCCUGGUGGCCUUACGGCCGUACCAAAGACUAACGGAGUGUGCCACGCUGGUUGGAAAACUCACCGACUGUCGCGACGCCGUGGUCCUGAGCAGAGUUAUGCUGGCGCUCCACAGAAUAUUCUACGUCGGUUGUCCCAGACCCCCGGAGCACAUGCUGGAAGCCCCACCUCACAUCAUAGCCUGUUUCGUCACCUUGACAACCACCAUGACGAUUGCAGUCGCCAUCAUGCUCUCUCUGUCCAGAAAUCCACCAAUCAAAAUACGCCGUACAUAAUUCUUUUAGUAUCAUAAAAGUUCAUCCGUGUUGGUAGUUACAUGUUUAGACUUAAUUAUUAGAGUUAAAAUUUUAGAUCCAACACAAAAAGUUCUCUCACCUAGAGCUUUCGACCAGUCACUCUGGUCUUCCUUAGUAGACUGACCCAGUGAGGCUUGUCAAGUGGUUUCUUUGAUGUGUGACGUCAACACUGGGUCAAAGGUAUCUGGUAGACGAUGUCGACCCCCGUCGCGGUUUAGUGAAGGGUAAUGGGCCCCGAUGUAUAUAGCCUGGGUCAG